This is a messenger RNA of Lacerta agilis (Sand lizard), 1511 nucleotides long. Its product is annotated as beta-galactoside alpha-2,6-sialyltransferase 1-like. The record is from RefSeq and is a predicted model, not a curated record. Gene Ontology annotation, molecular function: sialyltransferase activity. The transcript has 6 exons. The coding region runs from base 45 to 1424 and encodes 459 amino acids. Lineage: Eukaryota; Metazoa; Chordata; Lepidosauria; Squamata; Lacertidae.
UGCCCCGCCCACUGCUGCAGCUGGUGCCCAGAGCCAGCGCGGUGAUGCGGCGGCGGAGAAGGCUUGUGGACCCCUGGUGCUGCCUGCGCCCCCCCUGGCGAUGGGGACAGGGCUGUGCCUGGCUGAGCUUUGCUCUGCUCUGCCUGGCCACACUCUCCUUGCUCUGCCUGCAGUCUGGGCUCAUGCUGCGCUUGGCCCACCAUGGGGCAGGAGGACCCCCGACCUCUGCAGCUGCUGCUAUCUCCCGGAGCCUCCAGCCACCCUCCGGAAGCAACCAGACUCUUCAGCGGCUCCUGGGUGCUGGGUCUGCCAACCGGGGCCUUUCCUCUGCCCAGCAGGCUCCGUUGUGGCACUUCUUCCUCUCUGGCCUGUGGAGAUUCUGGCAUCGCCUUGCAGAGGGGCUGGGCAGGUCCUGGAGGGGCUCCAGGAUGACUGUCCAGUUGCAGCCCCUGCCCUGGGCUGCCUGGCAGAAGAAACUCUCUUCGGGGGUGCUGGGCCCCCGCCUUCAGCAAGUCUUCCAGAACUACCAAGCCAUGAACAAGUACCGGGUGCCUCCGGAGGCCACCACGCAGCGCGGAGGGAACCCCAAUGCAACUGGAACAGAGCUCUUGUGCCAGCUCCAGAGUCGUGUGGCAGUGACCACACUCCUGGGGGACGAGGGGCCCUUUGCAGACCCAGAGUGGAGGGGGCUGCUGCCUCACAGGAGCCUGAGGCAGGAGCUGGCCCCCCUGGGGAAGUGUGCCGUUGUCAGCUCUGCUGGCUCCAUGUUGGGCUCUGGACUGGGCAAGGAGAUUGACUCCCAUGAUGCUGUUCUUCGUUUCAACGGAGCCCCAACUACUGGCUAUGAGCAGGACGUGGGCACCAAAACUACCAUCCGCCUCGUGAAUUCCCAGCUGAUGGCUUCUCCUGAGCAGCACUUUCUGGAUGACCAACUCUAUGCGCAGGGAGCCUUGGUUGCCUGGGACCCAGCCCCUUUCCCAGGGGACCUGCAGGAGUGGUUCGAGGCUCCUGACUACCCCAUCUUCAGACCCUUCCGCGCGGUGCGCUCCCAGAGGCCCCAACAGCUCUUCCACCUGCUGCACCCGCGGGUGCAGUGGCAGCUCUGGGGGCUGGUGCAGGAAGGGGCACCUGAGGCAGUACAGCGGAACCCACCCUCCUCAGGACUGCUUGGGACAGUGCUGAUGUUGUCGCUCUGUGACCUGGUCCAUGUCUACGAGUUCCUGCCCUCGCAGCGCCAGUCUCCGCGUUGCCACUACUACCAGGACUUUGUGGACGAGGCCUGCACGCUGGGCGCCUACCACCCGCUGCUCUUUGAGAAGGACCUCGUUCGCCGCAUGAACCAGGGCUCAUUGGAUGACUUGGCCCGGCUGGGGCGGGUGACACUGCCUGGCUUCCGGGCCCUGAAUUGCACCCUGGAGGAUUAGCAGCCUGGCCAGGGGAGGCGUGUGGUGAGGGGCCUGGGAUACCCCUGCUGCUUAGCAGCCUGCUGCCCCUGGGGGUGAGAUGGGGAG